AUGGACGGCCGAAACCGCGGCACCUGCCGGCUCAAGGGAGCAAUCAACGCGACGGAACUGGUCCCCGCCACUGGCACGUCGUGCGGUUACCGCGUAACCGACAAUGGCGUCACCGGCAACCCGUACAGGGGAGUUCAGCAGUACCUCAACCGCGAGUACGCGGAGAACGUGAAAUCCGCGAUGCUCGCGUCCCCCGCAGACGCGCCGUAUUUCGCGAGCGUGGCGCAGUAUCCGACGGCCGUGUGGCUCGACACGAUGAAGAAGGUCAACAACAUCCAAGGCCACCUCGAUGACGCAGCGGCUCAGGCGGGUGGAAAGUCAAUUCUCGUGCAAUUCGUGAUCUACGAUCUCCCGGGCCGCGACUGCAGCGCGUGGUCGUCUAAUGGGGAUAUUCCAAAGGGCGGCCUCGACACGUACAAGGCCAAGUACAUCGACGCCGCCGUGUCGCGCCUUAGAAAGAAGGCGGCGAACGUGCGUCUGUCGCUCGUGAUCGAGCCCGACUCGCUGCCCAACAUUGCGAUUAACUUGGGAAGGAAUCGGUGCGACGCGACGACGGAGCAGGAAUAUACGGAGGGCGUCGCGUACGCGAUCGCGUCGUUCUCGCAGAUCCCCGACACCACGCUCUAUCUCGACUCGGGGUCCGGCGGCUGGCUCGGCUGGCCGGAUAACAUGAAGCGCGUGGUGGCGGUGUACAAGAAAGUCCUCGCGCGCGCGCGGCAGAUCAGCGCAGGCGCCAAGAUCCGCGGCUUCGCGUCCAACGUGGCCAACUACAACCCGCUCUUCGCCUACCGCUGCCCGGCAUCGGAGAAAUGCCCGCUCGUGAAGAACCCGAGCACGGGAGAAAUCAACUACGACUCGAACCCUUGUAUCGACGAGAACCGGUUCACGUCGCGGAUGAAUGCGUACCUGGGAGCCUUGGGAUUGCCGACCAGGUGGAUCGUUGACACCAGCCGGUCCGGCCGCGGUGGCAUUCGGAAGCGCUGGGGUUCGUGGUGCAACGUGAAGGGCGCGGGGAUCGGACAGCGCCCCCGCGCGAAUCCCGGUAGUGCUCCGCAAGAUGGCGACGUGCCAGCUGUCAAGCGCGCGACGUACCAGCAGAGGAGGGCGGACGAUGCCGCCACGUCACACCCCCACUGGCGCCGCGCGGGCCGAGGCACUGCCACUGCCGCCGGUUCCGCUAGAGCCAUUGCCACAGGUUCAGCGGAGGCCACUGGUGCAGACUCGGGCGCACAACCUACUCACAAGCCCCCCCGCGCCCCUGAGGGCGCGCUGAAGAGGCGGAGGGGAACGGAGUUUGGGCGCAUGGUGGCGGACGCGAAGGCGUUAGGGGCAGCAUGGGGCGUGCCGUGCAUUGACAGUCCCGAGGAGGCAGAGGCACAGUGCGCACUGCUCAAUGCAUCUGGCGUCUGUGAUGUGGUGUGUACGGGAGACUCGGACGCGUUUCUGUUUGGAGCCAAGGCUGUGGUUCGUGAUAUCUGCCUGCACAAAGGUGCCAACUGGGCUGUGCUCUACACUGCAGCGGACAUCACAGCUUCGCUCAGCCUCGGCCGAAACUCACUCAUCGCCAUGGGGCUUUUUCUUGGCUCAGACUACUCACAGGGCGUCUCUGCUGCUCCCACACUCCGUGCCAGGCAAGGAGCGGUGCAGAGGGUGGCAGCACUGGGUGAAGAUGGCGUGCUAGCAGCGAUCAGAGAAAGAGGCCUGGCUGCCAUUUCUGCCCCCAGAGCUCGCAAAAGAGUGGGACCCGGCACAGGGGCGCAAGGGAAGAAGGGACAGCAGAGGAGGACGGGAGUUAGGGUUGGGGAAGGGAGAGGCAGGGGAGGUGUAAUGGGAUUGAGUGAGAGCGGUAUGAGUGGUUGUGUUGGUGUUGGUACAGGGAGUAUCAGUGGGGCAGAGGGGAAUCCGUCAGCAGGAGAAGGAGGGCAUGCGCAAGGGGCGAGGGAGGUGGAGGAGGAGGGGGAAGAGCAGGCGAGGGAGGAUGGUGCGAGGGUGAUAGAGGCGUUUCUGAAUCCUCCGUGUCACGACGCUGCAUCGGAUGCUGUCAAAAGUGCGUUACAGAAGCACUGCAGCCCUUCAUAUGCUGACAUCGUCGCCUUCUGUGACAGGCACAUGGCAUGGCCUGCUGACGUCACAGCACGGUACAUUGGGUCAAAGCUAGCAGAACGAGACCUCAGGCGCUUGCUGCUGGUGCGGCAGGCAGCAGAGAUCUGUGUGACACCAGGGAAGGAAGCUUCCAGGAAAGCGGAUGAAGUGGGGGGGAUGCUGGAUGGAGUGACGUACAGGGUGGGCGGCAUAGUGAAGGAGCGGUGGGUGGCUGGGCAUAGAAUGUUUGAGGUUUCAUGGACUGGGCAGCCUGAAGUUGAAAACUCGGUUGUUCGGGCAGAACUGCUCACGAGGUAA
Molecule: messenger RNA, 2400 nt
Organism: Closterium sp. Naga37s-1
Lineage: Eukaryota; Viridiplantae; Streptophyta; Zygnematophyceae; Desmidiales; Closteriaceae
Source: the annotation of a GenBank genome assembly